UCAUUUCCCCCGGGGUUCUGGUGGGGCGUCUCCAGCGCUUCUUAUCAGAUCGAAGGAGCCGUCAAAGCAGAUGGCCGGGGCCCUAGCCUAUGGGAUGCAUUUAGCCACCGGGUCUUGAACAUUGCCGAUAACCAGACAGGAGAUGUCGCGAUCAACGGGUACUACAUGUACAAACAAGACAUCCAACGCCUCGCUGCGAUGGGCGUACCAACAUACUCUUUCUCGAUCUCCUGGUCCAGGAUUUUCCCCUUCGGCAACGGCCCCAUCAACGAAGCAGGCCUACAGUACUACGACGACGUAAUCGACACCUGCCUGCAAUACGGCAUCAAACCCCAAGUGACAAUGUACCACUGGGACCUUCCCUUAUACCUUCAGCUCUCCUACGGAGGCUGGCUGAACGAAAGGAUCGUCGACGACUUCGUCGCCUACGCCCAGGUCCUCUUAGAGCGAUGGGGCGACAAAGUCUGGCAAUGGUAUAGUUUCAACGAGCCGCACUCAUUCUGCUAUGAUUAUCCAAUACCAGAUGGAUAUUUCCCUCCUACCAACAUCCCAGGCGUCCAACAACCCUUCUGGUGCGGACACUAUAUGCUCAUUGCCGCCGGCAAAACAUACCAGCUUGCACGUUCGAUGAACAUCACUGCCCCAAUCAGCAUCAAGAACAACGGCGGCUACAAGCUCCCUCGAACCGCCUCCCCAGAGGACGCAGAAGCCGUUGAGCGCGCCUGGGCAUUCAACGAAGGGUGGAUCGCAGACCCCCUAUUCCUAGGCGACUACCCAGCCCGUGUGAAGAACUUCACAUCGACCUUCUUACCCGAGUUCACUGCCGAAGAGCGGGACAUGAUCAGGGGAGCAAGCGAUUACUUCGUUCACGACGCCUACACGGCUGCAUAUCACAUGGCGCCCGAUGCAGGGAUCGAGGGGUGUCUAGCUGACCCCAACAACAGCCUGUACCCUUCAUGCUAUAACACCUCUUACACGUUGCCUGAAUCCGAAGGUGGUUGGCUUAUUGGCCCAGCGUCCGACCCUGGCUCGGUCUGGCUUCAUAAGGCUACUGAUUGGCUGCCUAGGUUUUUGCACUAUAUUCAGGACACGUGGAAUCCCGUGAACGGUAUAGCCAUUGCUGAGUUUGGAUUUGCGGAGCCGUUUGAGGCGUACAAGACUCUGCGCGAGGAUAUAUUGACGGAUCCUCUGAGGACGCUCUAUUAUCAUGAUUAUGUGCAGGCGAUGUUGAUGGCUGUUCAAGAAGGGGUUAAACUUGUGGGGUGCUCGGCUUGGAGUAUGGCUGAUAAUUUCGAAUGGAGGGCUGGGUAUACUGUUAGGUUUGGAAUACAGGUGGGUAUUCUUUUCUUCUGUAAAGAUAAGCUUUUACUGACAUCGUUGUAG
This is a messenger RNA of Aspergillus vadensis CBS 113365, 1383 nucleotides long. RefSeq names its product glycoside hydrolase family 1 protein. The transcript is spliced from 2 exons. The annotation marks the transcript as partial. Gene Ontology annotation, molecular function: beta-glucosidase activity. Gene Ontology annotation, biological process: carbohydrate metabolic process. NCBI's taxonomy places the organism in Eukaryota, Fungi, Ascomycota, Eurotiomycetes, Eurotiales, Aspergillaceae. The record is from RefSeq and is a predicted model, not a curated record.